AUGAGUUCCACUCACGACGUCGAUAAGCUCCUCAACGAAGCAGACAAAUGCAAGAUCGAAGCGAAACCACGUCGCCCCACCUGCGUCCAACCAGGAAAGAAAAAAAUGACAAAGGCUGGGUUUGAGAAACAAAAGAAGUUAACAACGGAAACAAAAGAAAAGCCACGUCCCGCGGUGCUUGAGACGGGGGACGAAGUUGCGUCUUCGAGUCGAAAAGUUCCUAUUGGUGGGUUUGGGAUGCCGUGUAUGUUAAUUGCCGAAGAAUUGAAUAAGAGGAAAUCGGGCAGACAGACGAUGGCUCCAAGUAGCUUUAUGAGAAAAGAAAAUUCCCCCCGACAAACUGUUAACCCAGCAAUGCUCAACACUAAUGGUGAAAAGAAAGAUUGGAGAAAAGUUGGAUUUACACCAGCAGCAGCCAAACACACUCCACCAAACAAAGGAAUAAACGAAGAAACAAAAAUUAGUAUCAAAAAAGAGGAAAAGAAAGUUGGUCCAAUUAAUAUGAAAGUCGUCGAAGAGAAAAAGGAACUUAAACGAGAAAAGGACUUCUUGACUAAAGACUCGUUGAAGAAAAAAUCCCCACGAAGAUCUCCUCUUUCUUCACCAAGAAAAUCACCACACUCCGCGAAAGAAAGACCAAUCACGAUGUAUGAAAGAAAUACACCAAAGCGCGAACGGUCAGGUGCAUUGUUAAUUGCUACUAAACUAACACAAACCCCCGCAUUUGCUAACGAACAAAAUUCUCCACAAAAAUCCCCAGUGAAAUUGCAACCAACUUUACCACAAAGAAAUGCGUCAAAAGAUAACACUCAAAUGGGAACUCCAACAAUCGAAAAAACAUCACCACAAAUGACACAACACAAAACAUCUUAUAACAAACCACUGCCCUCGACUACAACAGAUCAACACCAAUCACCACAACCUCUCUAUAAGAAAACACUGCCUAAUCCAUAUGAAAAGGAUCAAAAGAAACCCGAUCUACUGGGAAUGGAAUCAUUACAAGUGGAACCAUUAUCAAAUCCACUGAAAGAAACAGUCCAACAACAAAAUGAUUCAACUGAAGUCAAAGGAACGACUCCUUUGUCAACUCCUAUUAUUCCACAAACUCAAAAAAUCGAUGAGAAAAAGGCUUCUUUGGUCCAAGAAAGUGUAUCUUCAAGCUACUCUUCUUCAUGUGGUAGAAAACCUUCACCACCAAAAUAUGGGAAUGUUUCACCAAACUCUUUCAGUCCGUCUCCAACAAAGUCAACUAAAGCAGACCCAUUCAAAGACCUUGUCAUUCCUAAGGCCCAAAGUGAAAAGAAAAAUGAAGACGCAAAAGAAAAGAUCAAAAAGCCUAUUUCCCCAGUAUUGGAGAACAAAGGAGAGAAAAAGGCCAGCUCCCAACCAACUUCACCACCCCUGAAGAAAGAAAAUGUUUUGUCGACUCUUCCGAAAAAGGUAGCAUCUCCACCAACUAAAGUGCAGAAAGCCACUGAAGGGAAAGUGAUCAAAACACCGACUCCACCACAAAAUGAACCAAAACAAGUUGAUUUCAGAAGUGUUUUGUUCAAUGGGGGGAAAAGCGUGGAAAGUGAGAGUAAAGGACAGACGACGUCUGCGGUGAAACAAAUUAACAAGCCGGUCAAAGUGGCGGCUUCACCAAAAAGUUGUGUUGAAGAUAAAAAGAUGCAAAGUGGGGCAAAGCAAACGGUGCCACCAAAAAGUGAAGUGAAAAAAGAGGAGAGAAAAGCGCCAGUUCUACCAACACGAGGACAAGUGGUACCACCAAAAAGCGAAGAAAAGAGAAAUGGCGUUAUUAAACCACAAGGGAGUAAAACAGGCGUGAAAGAAGAGAAGAAAGAAGUUGGACCAAAAGUGACUGAAAAGAGAGCAAUACUCCAACCCCCACCAAAAAAGACUCCACAAAGCAAUUCACAAUACAAACAAACAACUUUCUGUGAGAAAACAGAGGGAAAGGCUACUACAGGAAACCCACCAAAUAAAACAGAAAGUAAAGUGGUCAAACCAACUCUUACUAAUACGACAGAAACACAACAAUUCGAUUUUAGAAGUGUACUAUUUAAUGGAGGGAAGGGACUUGGUCAAUGA
Molecule: messenger RNA, 2091 nt
Organism: Entamoeba invadens IP1
Lineage: Eukaryota; Evosea; Mastigamoebida; Endamoebidae
Product: triadin, putative
Exons: 1
Coding region: 1-2091 (696 amino acids)
Source: RefSeq, a predicted model, not a curated record